This is a messenger RNA of Megalops cyprinoides (Indo-Pacific tarpon), 2832 nucleotides long. It is a transcript of the gene prkacba, whose product is annotated as protein kinase, cAMP-dependent, catalytic, beta a. The transcript has 11 exons. The record is from RefSeq and is a predicted model, not a curated record. Gene Ontology annotation, biological process: peptidyl-serine phosphorylation. Bases 330 to 1394 code for a protein of 354 amino acids. NCBI's taxonomy places the organism in Eukaryota, Metazoa, Chordata, Actinopteri, Elopiformes, Megalopidae. Gene Ontology annotation, cellular component: cAMP-dependent protein kinase complex; nucleus. Gene Ontology annotation, molecular function: cAMP-dependent protein kinase activity; ATP binding.
CGGUGUGUGCACCAAGACUGUUUUGCUUGGUUGUAGUGGUAAAAGGGAAUCAACAGUGGGACUGGAGACUGGGGAAAAAAGUGUGGAUGUGUGUCCAUAUCAGCGAGAUCGAUCAGAGCUCCCCCGUCAAUAUUAUUUCAGGACAUAAAGGGGUUGACAAGGCGUGUUUGGGCUCCCCCCUACACGGUACACAGCGAACAUUACUGAAAUUUAACUAACAAUUAGCUAGCUAGCUACAAGAUCGAGAAGAGGAAUACAACAGGGGACCCCUUCCAUCAAGCACUAUCGCCAUCUCCCGCACUUCGAGCAAUUGCCGUGUCUUCCUUACGAUGGGAAACGCUGCUACCGCCAAGAAAGGCAAUGAGCUAGAGAGCGAGACUUUUGUGAAAGAGUUCCUAGCCAAAGCCAAAGAAGAUUUUUUAAGAAAAUGGGAGUGUCCACCACAGUGCACAACUGGUCUAGAUGACUUUGAGAGGCAAAAAACUCUUGGCACUGGCUCAUUCGGAAGAGUUAUGUUGGUGAAACAUAAAGGAACGGAGCAGUACUACGCAAUGAAGAUCCUGGACAAGCAGAAGGUGGUGAAACUGAAGCAGAUCGAACACACACUAAAUGAGAAGAGAAUAUUGCAGGCUGUGUCCUUCCCAUUUCUUGUCAGAUUGGAGUAUGCCUUCAAGGACAAUUCCAAUUUAUACAUGGUGAUGGAGUAUGUUCCAGGUGGAGAAAUGUUUUCACAUCUUAGGCGAAUUGGACGGUUCAGUGAACCUCACGCACGAUUUUAUGCAGCUCAGAUAGUACUGACAUUCGAGUACCUCCAUUCACUAGACCUUAUCUACAGAGAUCUCAAACCCGAAAAUCUUCUAAUUGAUCAACAUGGGUACAUCCAGGUCACAGACUUUGGCUUUGCCAAAAGAGUAAAAGGGAGGACUUGGACGUUGUGUGGGACACCAGAGUACCUGGCACCAGAGAUCAUCCUUAGCAAGGGCUACAACAAAGCUGUGGACUGGUGGGCACUGGGGGUUCUAAUCUACGAAAUGGCAGCUGGCUAUCCCCCAUUCUUUGCAGAUCAGCCUAUCCAGAUCUAUGAGAAAAUUGUGUCAGGAAAGGUACGAUUCCCCUCUCACUUCAGCUCAGACUUGAAAGACCUCCUGAGGAACUUGCUUCAGGUGGACCUGACCAAGCGUUAUGGCAAUCUGAAGAAUGGAGUAAAUGACAUUAAAAACCACAAGUGGUUCGCCACAACAGAUUGGAUUGCCAUCUAUGAAAGGAAGGUGGAGGCCCCUUUCAUACCAAAGUGCAGAGGCCCUGGAGAUACAAGCAACUUCGAUGACUAUGAAGAGGAAGACAUCCGUGUCUCUCUUACAGAAAAAUGUGGAAAAGAGUUUUCAGAAUUUUAGCGUGACAGUAGGGUUGCAUCAGGGCUCGUGUGUAUUGGGAAAUUUGCACUCUGCGUAGAAAUGGGGUGGAGCUGAGACCAUCAUGUUUGUUCAUACAAUUACCUUGUUCCUUCAUUCCACAAGACUGAAUGAGGUCCUUAUUGCCAUUAUCCUUGUGUGCAGUUAGCUCUAACUCAUUCACAGGCACAUUGAAGCAGACACUCCGUGUGCUGCAACACAAAGUACUAGACCACAUUUUUCUCUCCCCUCUGUUUUUAAACAGUUGUCGCUGUCUUGGAAAGUUGUUUUCCCCUUUUUUAAACCAAGUGGUAUUUUUAUGUAAAUGGGAAAGACUACUAUCAGUGAAAUAACGUUUUUAUGUCGGCACAUCAUAAAAAGUGAUUGAUUGUAUUGGGCAGAAUUUCACUCAAGUCUCGCUUGUGUGAGAUUUAAGUUGGAUUGAAAGGUGUGUGUUUCUUCCAGCUCUUGCCAGCAAACAGUUUAUGUCUGUUACAUGUCUGAGAUUAUUAUAUAUAUUUUUUAAGUUAAAUGAAAGCCUGUUUUAGCUCAGACUAUAUUCUUUAAACAUUUUGGGCAUCUAUCAGAAGUAGUAAUUGUUCUUAAUGCAUUUGUGUAUAUUGAUCAAAUACAAUUUUAAAACACCUUGUGUGUUUAAACCAUGACCAAACUAGAAAUAUAUGGAUGACUGAAAGGGAAGAUCAGGCUUCUCUGGGGUUUUCCCGAAAACCCAGUGCCACUUAGCGCCAAGGUUUUCUUCCUUCAGUUAAUUGGUACUUGGCUCUUGAAAUAGCUGGAUACUAUAGAGUUCGGAAGACUUUAUUAUUAGCAGAAAAGCCUCAGCAGAAGAUAGGUCAUUUGUAGCAGUGUUUUACGGGUUUGUCAAUCCAUGGAUAGUCUCCUUUGAACUCCUUUGACCCGUGUAUCAAAAUAUUUGGUAAUUAAAAAUGUGGGAAAUGAGACAAUUUCAGGCACACCAAAAAAUAACAGUACUACAAUGAAAUUAAUCAGCUUUUAUGUUGCUGAGUAGUUGUGCACAGUAUUUCAUAUAAGAAUGGAAUAUUGCUAAAUUGAGUUGUCCAUUGUUUGUUAUAAAAUGUAUGAAAAGGAUUACUGCCUAGUUUUGCCUGUGGAACAGUGUUGGUAAAACUGGACGUAGGAUGUGCAUUAACUAUGUUUUGCUCGAUUAUGAGUUUAAUGCUUAAUUUGUUUUGCAGAAGUUCUCAAAAGAGAUUGUAAAACUGCCAUAUUUCCCAGUUUUCCAUUUUACUCCAGCAUUUCUGUUUUAGUUUGUUUCAUUCUUAUGACAGAAUGCAGAGUGGCAACUAGUAGGUAUGUGUAUUAAGUUAUAUUCACACCAACUAAAACAAAAUUUCACAUGCUGACUUUAGCCAGCUUCAGCACCUUUCUAUCACGUUUAAUUCUUUGUUAAACUCAUUUC